AUUAACCACUACCAUGUUAAGAAUAUUUAACUGAUUUAUUAUACUUCUACAUUUUCUUGAGUUAUUAUGUAACAAAUCAAUAUUUUACCCAAUACAUUGUAAAAAGGUUUUUUUUUUUUUGAAAAUGUCAAAGUUAACUACUAAAAAUAAAAAAACUGACCAGGAACUUUGUCAAAUUAUAGCAUCUUCCAUUACUGAAAUGGUUCGAUCCAGUUUAAAUCCAAUGUUUCGACGACAAUAUUUUAUCGCAUUACAGGUGACUAAUUCAACUGAUGCCCAAAAAUUAAUAGAAAAUUACCUUUUUGAUAUUUUGAAAAUAGAAAACUGUAAAAUUUCAACAAAUUAUCAGCCAUUGCAAAAUGAUGGUUCUACAGGAGCAAACAAAAAACGAAAAAUAGAAAAACUCGAAGAUGAAAUCUCUGAUGGUGAGUAUUCAGAUUAAUUUAAGUAACGGUCCGCUGGUAGAUAAAUAAUAUGACAAGAUACUGAAGAUUUUAAUUAAAAUACUAAGUAAACUUUUUAUUUUCACGUGUUAAUUAAAACUAUAAGAGCAAAAUGGUAAUAAUUUUCUGACUUGUACUUUGAUGUAUAUUUAUGAAUAUAUAAGUUUUAUUCGCAGAUAAUAUAAAAAAAUUAGUUAUAACUAAUGAUUUCCAUGUGAUAUAUACGUUAUUGUAUGCCGUUAGCUAAAAUUUCACGCCGACUUAUUUUUGUUCAGAUAAUAACACAUGUCUGAAGCAUUUCUGCAAACCAGUUUCAAUAAAAUGUGUAUAUACUUAUUUCAUACAAGCAGCUUUCUACAACAUACUGUCAACGUGUUUUGUCAUCUAACUAUUUUCCUCAGAGGUCGAACACCUCGUAUUGCAUACUCAAGAUUGAUAGGUAACGGUCACGUCAAUGACCCUGCCGCACCAUUCAUUCAUAUACUCGCUCCCUGGAAUAUUAAUCGCUGGUGAACAGCAAUUAUUUAUAAACCUCACGGUUAAUUUUUCACCAUUUGUGGCGAUGAAUUAUUAACAAGUAUUUGCGGAUUUCAAUAUCCGAUUACUAUUUUUUUGGUUGAGGUAUUUGAAAAAUUAAACGAUUUAUAGUCUAUGUUUAGUGUUGUCUAUUGUGUCUUUACUUUUUACAAUAGCGUUCGCUCACGUAGGGAGAAAAAAUUGUGAAAGUAAAGAAAAACCAUUUGCAAGAGAAAGGAUAGGGAGCACUUGCUAUACUACGAAUAUAUUAAGUAUUCUGAUUAAGAUUUAAAAUUAGUUUGUUUAAAUUAAAUUACUUGUAAAUAUUGCGAUAUUAUUUUAAACAAUGUCAAUUAACAAGUUUUAAU
Messenger RNA from Daktulosphaira vitifoliae (grape phylloxera), 1327 nucleotides. RefSeq lists its product as uncharacterized. NCBI's taxonomy places the organism in Eukaryota, Metazoa, Arthropoda, Insecta, Hemiptera, Phylloxeridae. The transcript is spliced from 3 exons. The record is from RefSeq and is a predicted model, not a curated record. The coding region runs from base 125 to 442 and encodes 105 amino acids.